Molecule: messenger RNA, 2264 nt
Organism: Helobdella robusta
Lineage: Eukaryota; Metazoa; Annelida; Clitellata; Rhynchobdellida; Glossiphoniidae
Exons: 13
Coding region: 69-1715 (548 amino acids)
Molecular function (GO): protein dimerization activity
Source: RefSeq, a predicted model, not a curated record
GUUCAUUCAUUUAAAAAAGUUAGGAACGUUCAUUUAAAUUAAAAUUAAUAUUUAAGACGGCCAACGAAAUGGAUUAUUCCGAACAAGCAAUGGAAUCAACGGUUAUUGAAGACCCCAAUUCACAUUUGUUUCUUAAAAAUGACAAGAACAAAUACUCCCAACUUGUCUGUCAGCAACAAACUGAUUGUUUAAAAUUAUUUCUAACCUGGAACUCAAACCAGCAAGUGCAGUUCGUGCAAGAACUGAUCCAACGUAUGGACCACCAUCAACAUGGCGAGAUCGACACAUUCCUUCAACCUAUACUCCAGCGAGAUUUUAUUUCAGCACUACCAGAUCGAGGACUUGAUCACAUCUCUGAAAAAAUUCUUUCGUACCUUGACUCGAAGUCAUUAUGCUCAGCAGAACUCGUCUGUAAGGAGUGGUAUCGAGUGAUUGCUGAUGGUGGCAUAUGGAGGAAGUUGAUUGAAAAAAUGGUCAGAACUAACACACUCUGGUUUGGUCUGGCCCAAAGAAAAGGAUGGAUGAAUUACUUAUUUCGACCAAAGCCAGGCGAGUCACACAAGGAGCAUCUCUUCUACAGGAGACUCUUCAAUGAAAUCAUCAAAGAUAUCGAUACAAUAGACAAUAACUGGAGGACAGGCAACGUGGCGCUGAGACGAAUCCUCUGUCACAGCGUGGCUAGCAAGGGGGUCUACUGUCUACAAUAUGAUGACAGCAAGAUUGUCUGUGGCCUCAGGGACAAUACUAUUAAAGUUUGGAACAAGUCAACAUUAGAAUGUGUCAGGUCACUGAGAGGUCACACAGGUUCGGUGUUGUGCUUGCAAUUCAGUGAUGACAUGAUCAUAUCUGGCUCCAGUGACGCAACUGUUAGAGUCUGGUCCAUAACGACUGGGGAAAUAAUAAACAUCCUGAUUCAUCAUAGUGAAGCAGUCCUGCAUCUGAGGUACAGUGAAGAAGGCAUCAUGGUAACAUGCUCCAAGGAUCGAUCGAUAGCCGUGUGGGAUAUAAUCUCGCCCAAGGAGAUUAACCUACGCAGGGUUCUACUAGGUCACCGGGCUGCCGUCAAUGUCGUCGACUUUGAUCUCAAUUACAUCGUCUCUGCUUCUGGGGAUAGGACUAUUAAGGUAUGGAACACGACGACGUGCGAGUUUGUACGAACGCUGAACGGCCACAAGCGUGGGAUAGCCUGCCUGCAGUACCGGGAGAAGUUGAUCGUCAGCGGAAGUUCCGACAACACGAUCAGGCUGUGGGAUGUGGAGUGUGGGGCAUGUUUGCGGAUUCUCGAGGGCCACGAGGAGCUAGUUAGGUGCAUCAGGUUCGAUAACAAGAGGAUCGUCAGUGGGGCUUACGAUGGGAGGAUAAAAGUUUGGGAUUUACAGGCGGCACUCGACCCUCGGUCCCCAUCCGGCACUCUCUGUCUUAGGACAUUUGUUGAACACACCGGCCGAGUAUUCCGACUCCAGUUUGACGAAUUCCAAAUUGUGAGUAGCUCACACGACGACACGAUUAUUAUCUGGGAUUUCAUGAACGAAGUAUCCAUUAGCGGCUCUCCUACGACCUCGGGAGGUCACGGUAAUCUGGGUCAAGGCCAUGGCAAUCUAGGUCAGGGCGCCAAUAAUGGUUCUUCGUCCAAUGCUCCUGAUUCUGCUCUUGUUGUGGCUUCCGCUAUUUCCAAUGUCAAUCAGCCAACUGGCGGUAUAAAUUCCAACAGGUAGAAAUUCUCCCAACAUGAGAUCAGACAACUUCUGAUGAGCAUUCAACUCCAACUUAACCACGUGUCAUCUAAUUAUUUUUUGUUUGUUUUUUAAUUCUUCUCUUUCUUUGUUAAAUUUUUUCAUAAAAUAAAACAUUUGAUAACGACUGGGUUGUUUUAUUGGUUGGUCGAUUGAAUCACCGUCAGAUCUGUUUGCUGGGGUUGAUCGAUUGAAGAAACUAUAUAAUAAAUAAAUAAUUAAGUCGAUUGAUGAAGGAGUGAACGAAUAAAUGGAUGAAUGAAUGAACGAAUAAUUGAAUGAGUGAGAUUAUUUGAUCGUUAAAUUUUUCAUAAAUGGUCCGGCACUCGUUUGAUUUUCAACGCAUUAAAUAAAUUUAUUAGAAAUUUCUGGUUUCUCCAAAUGUUCAUUUCAAUUCAAUAAGAAUGAAUGUUCCUAUUAGUCAUUUUAUCAUUUUUAAUUUUAUAAAUAUUAUUAUUAUUAUGGUUAUUCUAUUAUUAUUAUUAUUAUGAAAAAUUUUGAUUGACUUAAAAUUUAACAGUUGCAAGGUGG